AUGGCCGCAAAAAAGAUUAGCCAAGAAGAGCUGCGUCAGAUGAUGCGCGAGAGGGCGGCCCAGCAGAAAAAGACACUUCAGCGAAUUGAAUCACCGCUGGCAAAAUACGACGAUAAAAGUAACCUGUGGUGCGUUGUUUGUAAUGUUAUUGUUCAAUCUGAAGCACUGUGGACUGUUCAUCUGCUUGAUAAGUCUCAUAAAAAGAAAAUUGAAGACUUGAAACGUCUAAAACAGGGAACGCCAGUUCCAAACUCUGGAUCAAAGAGCACUAACGGCGUUAAAAGAUCAUUAGAUGGUGAUGCUUUAAGAAAAUCAUCAUCAAAGUUUGCCACAAUUUCUGAGUUUUCUAAAAAGGAAAUUUUGAUCAAGCAAAGCAAGACUGAAGAUAAGCAGCCAAAGACCAAUGAUCAACCAACGCUGGAAAAUGGCAAUACCGAUGCCACUUUAGCUGAAUCAAUUGCUGACCCAUCUUUGCCUCAAGACUUUUUCGAUAGCGGCGUCCGCGCGCCUGCUGUAAGCAACAAUCAAACUAAGGAGCAAAUUUCUGCAUCAGGAAAGGCAGAAGAAAGUGAAGCGGGAACGCUGCCACAAGGAUUUUUUGACGAUCCCAAGCUGGAUGCAAAAAGUAGAAAAGGUCCUCACGCCAGGGAUCCAAUGGACGAGCAGAUGGAGGUGUUCAUGAGAGAAAUCGCACAGGAAUCUCUCGUUUCCGAAGUGAUUCUCGAAGAGGAAAUUGAGCAACUGCAGAAAGAAAAAGACAUUGACGAGGUUGACGAGCAGAUUAAUCAAUGGGAAAGAGUGGAUCGAUAUCAAAAGAAAAUUGAGGAAAUUCACAAGAAAAGAAAAGCUGAAAGAGCUGCAGCAGCUCUAAAUGCAAACCAGAAAGACAAUGAGGAUUCUGAAGACGACGAUGAUGAUGACGAUUCAGAGAGUCUGAAUGACAUGAACUUUUGGAGAAGCAAGGGUGUCAUUCCUUAA
Rhagoletis zephyria (snowberry fruit fly) is the source of this 978-nucleotide messenger RNA. NCBI's taxonomy places the organism in Eukaryota, Metazoa, Arthropoda, Insecta, Diptera, Tephritidae. The record is from RefSeq and is a predicted model, not a curated record.